GAAAACAAAGCGCAAGCAAGCUCCGCGAUGCCGAUUCAUGUGAACCAUCAGCAUUGACAGGCCACAUUACUCAAGUACACUGAAUAUAUCGGAGUACCAGCUACGUUCAACGGCCUAUCUCAUCUUUCAUUUAUUCUGCUGCCGAGCCGCCCUCCGCCCGGCGCGCGAGCGGCCGAGCGCAUGGAGUACCCGUCCAUCAUCGCUUGUUCAGCGUCGCCAAGCCGUUGGAAUCCCCCCAGACAGAGUGCUGCUGGCAGUGUCGCUUCAGAACCGGUACAGUCCUGGACGGCCACGCGCUGCCACCGGCUGCUCCGACCGCUUCUUGCCCAUCUCGCGGCCCUCAGGAAAGACCAAGAGCGGAGGUCCUUGGUUCGCAAUGGCUCGGGCACAGCAGCCCCUGCCCAAUGCGCGAAGCCCCGGAGGACCGUGUUGGGCAAGCGGAGCUACCCGGACUCCGACUCCGACUACACCGACAAGAAAACAUACCGCAAGUACUCCAGAAAAGCCUCGGGCAGACAAUGCGUGAACGGCCAGUCAUGCACACCACAGCGCAACGUCCAAAGGCAGCGCCGGCAGCCUGAUAACAGGCCCUCCCAGGAUGUGGUGCUGCCCACGCCGUUCCUCCGCCGCGUAAGGGAUCACCGCCCCUCUUCUCCGCCCCAGGUCCUAGACGAGCCAUGUCACGAGGAGCCAGCUCCGGUGAGCGGACGAUGCAGCCACGCGGGGAGCCGCUGCCGGACGAAGUGUGUAUUCGAAAUGGAGCUGGCGGGUCUGCGCGCGACGGUCGACGCCGAGAGACACGGCCUCUAUGAGUCGGUCUUCCGAGCAUUUGACUCGCUGCUCAGGGUCACCUCGCCUCGGAAGAACCAGGCAGCAGGGCCCAAAUCGCUACUCGCCAUGUGCCUGCGGAAGGUUCCGGCCUACAUCGCAGAGCUCGAGGAGUGGGAGAGAAGGGACUCGGAGGAGAACGGGACCAAGUCCGCCGUGCAGGGAGCCGGCGUGUCGUUCGAGAUAUACUCGGAGCUCGAGUCUCUGGGUGCCGUCGACGGAUGGAGACACCUCUGCCUGCUGGCGCGGGCUCAUGGCGUCCACAUGAUACAGGACGCUGCAUCGGAAGGGCUGCUGGAAGAUCCAGUGACAGCCCUGCUUAUACGGUUGUGUCUCGAAUACAUGCCGGCGAUGGAAUGUAUGGACCUGCUCAAGAUCUACCUUUACCGCCAGUACCCGAAGCCUCAGCCCGCUAAUGACGACCUAUUCUCCGCCCCGGCGCUUCGGCCGCUCCAGAUCCUCCGAUGUUGCGACCCGACGGGAACGACUCUGAUGCCGAGGAUGCUGGCCGAUUUACUUGCCGACGGAUUGCUACCGGCCGAUUGGAUCUUGACCGCUCGGUUUGCCGACCUAUGGCCGGCAACGGUCCGCCUUCUCACCCAGACGAAGCCUUGUCCAGACGCCGUGGAUUUCGUCGUCACCGGACUAGAAUUACUUUGCGACAUGGCUGCGCCCACGAGACCUCGUGGCAUCCCACAAACACGGGUCCGAGGGAAGCCACAGAAUACCCUAAUCAGCAUCGUGGCGGCCCUCGGGUCUCUGGUCCUCCUCAGCGAGGAUGGGCUGAACAUGAAUGCCGAGUGUUCAGCAGCCAGAUCCGAAACUCUCAAGAGAAGGAUAGAAUACGUGACAGCGACAUGCUCGGAAAGACUCAGGCACAGAAGGAAAGGUGGCCGGAAAUUCGGCACCUACAUCCUCGCCCUCUGCGCGUUUCUAUCCCUCGAAACAGUUCCCGCCUCAGCCGCCGUCGUCGAGACGGCCUGGAAGGGCGUCAAGAGCUGCCGAGGCAACCCAAACCUGAUGCUCCAGUACGACGCAACCGCAGCCCUCAUGAGCCACGUUGCGUAUCACUGCGGUCGCGGGAUUGGCCUCGCCCCGCACGUCUACCUCUCACGGCUGUGCGACAAGCUGGAGACGCUGGACCUCCCGGGCGGCGCGCUGAGUAACAUGCGCGUGGACGGGGCCUUCCGGCUGGCCGAGCACACGGGCGACCUACGCGAUCUUGCCUACGCAGAGAGCCUGCGGGCCACCGUGGCUGCCGGUUGCUCCACCCCGGAGCAGACACGCAACGGCGGCGUGAAGAGGAAGGUUUCGUCCUUCUCGGGGAUCCGCUGGGACGACGGGAUCAGCGAGUGGGUUGCGGCCACCCCCGCGACCGAUCUCCGCCCGACGGGGCGCUUCCCGCGGUUGAGAUCCAAACGCAUGGGCAUGGAGCAGGCCGAGAACGCGUCAGACACCAACCAGCACGACGAGGCGGAUGCCGGAUGGUCUUCAGAGGGCGAAAGCGCAGGGUCUGCGUCUGAAACAGACGGCGAAGACGAAACAAUCUCGCCCAACACUGAGGCGUCAUCGACCCGCACACCUUCCGAGCCAAAACCGGGGUCAGAGUCAGAGUCAGAGUCAGAGCCAGAGCCAGAGCCAGAGCCCGAGUCAGAUCUACAAUCAGAUCUGGAACUGCAACCAGAGCUACGACCCCCACAUCCCGAAGACGACAACAACCACGACUAUGCCGACGACGACAGCGGCAACCCUGCCAGCCCUGCCAGCCCUGCCGACCCGCUCACCCAGUCCCCGCCUCCAGCACCACCAGCACCACCGCUUCCAAAGCAGAGCUCACCACCCGCCGGCGGCCGCUUCCGCUUCCUCGCCGCGCGCCCGCGCCGCCUCUCCCGCCGCAUCACCAUCGCCAUCACCCCCGCCGGCGACGAGCUGGCGCUCGACGGCCCCGACAUUACCGCUAACGACAACGCCGACCACGCCGACAAACAUGAUGUAGUCACUAUGAAUUCCUGGGGCGGCGGCGGCGGCGGCGAGAGCUGGCUCGGCAGGAAGAAGCCUGCUCGGUUCUCCCGCCCGGCUGGUCUUGUUUCUUCUUCUACUUCCACUCCUCCUCUUGCUGCUGCUGCUUCUGCUGCUGCUACAUCCGGCUGCAGCAACAGCGAGAAGGGGGAGAAGAAGACGAAGAAGAAGAGGGUGGCGCGCGCGUCGCUGGUGUACCUCCGGCCCGUCUCUGGCGCUUCAAGGGCGGCUAGGGAGCGGGGUGGGGAGGAGGAGGGUGUGGGAGGAGGGAGUGAUGAUGAGUUGAGCUUCCUCUGAGGUUCCCCUGCCUCGGUGGGGAUAGUAGACUAGUCGGUUCACGGGGCUGGCUAGGUACUGGACGGGUUUUAGCUGGUGUGGGGGGAGGGGGGAGGGCUUACGGCUGGUGCUGCUGCUGUUUCGUCGGCGAUUGAGGCUUGGUUGGUACUUCCACUGUC
This is a messenger RNA of Thermothielavioides terrestris NRRL 8126, 3302 nucleotides long. RefSeq lists its product as uncharacterized. The record is from RefSeq and is a predicted model, not a curated record. The transcript has a single exon. NCBI's taxonomy places the organism in Eukaryota, Fungi, Ascomycota, Sordariomycetes, Sordariales, Chaetomiaceae. Bases 757 to 3144 code for a protein of 795 amino acids.